Molecule: messenger RNA, 999 nt
Organism: Penicillium canescens
Lineage: Eukaryota; Fungi; Ascomycota; Eurotiomycetes; Eurotiales; Aspergillaceae
Product: rRNA-binding ribosome biosynthesis protein UTP23
Exons: 3
Coding region: 1-999 (332 amino acids)
Cellular component (GO): nucleolus; small-subunit processome
Molecular function (GO): small ribosomal subunit rRNA binding
Source: RefSeq, a predicted model, not a curated record
AUGAGGGCCAAACGUUCCAAGAAGUAUCGCAAGCUUAUGCAUCAAUAUGAGCUCGCUUUCGGGUUCCGAGAGGCUUACCAAGUGCUGGUGGAUUCGAACUUCCUCCGCGCCACGGACUCCUUCAAGAUGGACCUGAUUCCCGCACUUGAGCGAACAGUCCAAGGCAAAGUCAAGCCUCUAUUGACAAAAUGCUCGCUCGCCGCUAUCAUGGCCGCGCAACCUAUCAACCCGAAAACAGAAAAGCCCUACAGACCUUUGUUCCUCCCACCACCCACAGAACUCCCACUCCGCCACUGCUCUCACAACGCGGACCACACUCCAAUCGACGAGAUCGAAUGCCUCCUCUCCCUGCUGUCACCUAAUGCGGACUCAAAAAAGAACAAGGAGCACUACAUCCUCGCAAGCGCGGACCCAAUUUUGAAGAAGAGAAACGCCAACGACGAGCAGCGGAAAUACAAGCGCGAAGACGAGCGCAAAGAAGAAGAGGCCUUGCGCCGUUCUCGAGCUUUGCGUUCACAAGCCCGCGCCAUCCCCGGUGUGCCUAUCAUCUACGUGAAGCGCUCGGUCAUGGUCCUCGAGCCUAUGAGCAACCCCUCCGAGAUGGUUCGCGAUGGCGUGGAGCGAGGGAAGUUCCGCGCUGGUUUGGAUGCUGAUCCUAUGCUCGGCAAGCGCAAGCGUGAUGGAGAGGGUGAGGGCGAAGAGUCGGCAGAACCUAAGAAGAAGCGGGGUCCUAAGGUCAAGGGCCCGAACCCGCUUAGUAUGAAGAAGCCAAAGAAGAGAAAUGAUGCGCCUGGCCCGACACCGAAGAAGGAGAAGGUCAAUGCGGAUGCUGGCGAUGUCUCUAAGGAUGUGGAUGCUAUUGAGCAGCCGGGUGGUGAUGAGUCUGCCGCUGCUAAGCCGAAGCGGAAGCGCCGUCACAAUAAGAGUGGUCCUUGGCAAGGAGAUCAGCUCCCUGAUGAGCCAAAUGAAGUGUCUGCCUCCAUGGAGGUUGAUGCUUGA